AUCGCAGCCUUCAUGGCGUUGAUGGCUGUGUUCUUUCUUUACCUCAGCAACAAGCUGUCAGUGGAGAGUCCUGACAACUUGUCACAUCUCAGUGGCUAUAGGAACAGCCAGCCAGUGCCUCUGAUUAGCUAAUCUAGUGGUCAGCGUGGCGACGGGAUCCCCGGCUGAGAGAUGGCCUUCUUCAAGAGCUUCCAGCACAACCUGCCAUCUGUCAACAUUUCCUCCAUCUUGGACUCAGUCACCAGUCGUGUGGAUGACCUGGCCAAUGCUGUCAGUGAUGUCACUUACGCUGUCAGCGACCAACUGACAGAGCAGGUCACCACUAUCAUCAACAAGGUGGACGAUGGGGAAAAUAGCAGCACCCAGGAGGCCGGUCAGACUUGCACCGCACAGGAGGGCAAGGCCAGCAAUAAAAGCAUGUGGCAAAUGUCUAGAGACUCAGACGCAGGCAACGCAACCUCGAAGACCAACCAGGCCAGUGAUACCACGGAGGCUGAGCAUGCUGCGAGCCAGCUGGAGUGGGAAUGGAGAGAUGGAUGCUGGCGGGUGAAAAGGACUGAAGCAGAGUUAGCAGAGGAAGAGAAGAGGAAGAAAGAGGAGAAGGAGCUUCAGGAGAAGAAAGAGCAGAGGAGAAAAGAAAGGAGAGAGAAGCAGCUGGAGAAAGAAGCCAAGACACAGAAAAACAAGGAGGAAUCCCAAGAUGGAGAGCAAGAGCAGGAAACAGAUAAUGUACCAGAGAGAAAGGAGAGUGACAGUGGAGACCAAUCCAGUGCUCAGAAAAAAGCUGAUGACUGCGAUGAACCUCCUCAGUCACCUAGUCCAGAGACUGAAAGCAGGUUAACGAAACAGAACAAGCAAAAAGAAGAGGGAGAGGAAGAGGAAGCAAGAGAGGACAGCCUCGAGAGAGAGGGAGAUGAUGAGGAGGAGGCCGAGCUUUCUAGAUCUUCCACAACAGUGAAAAAGAAAAAGUCAGACAAGAAGAAAGGGAAAGGAGCGAAGAGGGGUUCAAAGAAAUCAGAAGAAACCCCAGAUGUGGAGAAAAAGAAGGAGAAAGGGAAGAAAACCAAGAAGAAAAAGAAAAGCAACCAAGAGGGAGUUUUAUCAGACAGCGAAGAGGACAAAGGGCCCGAGGCUGUGGCCCAGCAGAACACAACCUCUGCGUGGAGCAACAAAUGCAAACAGUCCACCGAGCAGGGAGGCUACAGCAGUGAAGCCUCCAGUGAACGGGCCAACAGCAUCCAGAGAAUAAAGAAAGAUUCCUCCCUCAAUGAGCACAAGCCUCCUCCGUACCAGGAUGAGGGCUCGGCGGCGCGUGUGUCCUCUCGUUCCCGCUCGGAGCGAGGGGUCAGAAGGGGGUCGUCCCCACAGCACUGCGACAGCCCCCGGUGCUCCAGUGAGGCCAGUGUGGACCAGGACACUGAGAGCUACCUCAACAAAGGCUGUGAGGAGGACAUACCCAGUGACAGCACCGCUGUCCUGGGACCAGAGGACGGCUCUGGUCCUCAGCUCCCUACGGCCUACGAGCCAGAGGCACUCGGCAAAUACGGCACACUGGACGUCGCCUUUGAGUACGACUCCAGCGAGCAGUAUCUGGCUGUCACGGUCACCGCGGCGACAGACAUUCCUGCUCUUAAACAGACGGGAAACAUCGCGUGGCAGGUCCACCUGGUCCUGCUGCCCACCAAGAAGCAACGGGCCAAGACCGGUGUGCAGAAGGGCCCGUGUCCUGUCUUCACGGAAACUUUCAAGUUUUCCAGGGUGGAACAGGAGGCCCUGGGGGACUACGCCGUUCGCUUCCGCCUGUACAGCAUCAGGCGGAUGAAAAAAGAGAAGGUCCUGGGAGAGAAGGUGUUCUACCUGACUAAGCUCAACCUUCAGGGCAAGAUCGCUCUACCUGUCACCCUGGAGCCGGGCUCUGAACUUACCGGUUGCGGCUCUCUGGUGAGUGUGUCUCGCAGCGCAGGAGCUCUGUCCUACCGCUCCACUGAAGACUCAUCCUUGCCAGAGAUCCUCCUGGGUCUCAUUUACAACUCUGCCACGGGACAGUUAUCUGCUGAGGUCAUCCAGGGAAGCCACUUCAAAACCACAGCGUCCGAUAAACCCGUCAAUGGUCUGUUCUGUUGUAUAAAGCACUUUGUUGGGGGGCAGCUUUAUAUUAUGAGAGACACCUACGUGAAGCUGACUAUGCUGGACUCCAAAGGGAAAGAGAUGUCCAAGUGCAAGACGGCCGUAUGCCGCGGCCAGCCCAACCCCACCUACAAGGAGACGUUCGUGUUCCAGGUGGCGCUCUUCCAGCUGUCCGAGGUGUCGCUGGUGCUGACGGUGUUCUGCCGCCGGAGCAGCAUGAGGCCCAGGGAGAGGCUGGGCUGGGUCUCCCUGGGCCUCAACAGCUCCAGCGAGGAGCAGCAGGCCCACUGGACAGAGAUGAAAGAGGCGGAGGGACAGCAGGUCUGCCACUGGCACACACUUACUGACACAUAGGAGGAAGAUUUAUGAAUACUGAACUUACUUAAACAGCAUUCCCCGGACAGUCAGAGUGUGAUGUGUGUGUGUGUGUGUGUGUGUGUGUGUGUGUGUGUGUGUGUGUGUGUGUGUGUGUGUGUGUGUGUGCGUGUGCUGCGUACAGGUGUGAGGACAGGCAUGGGUUCCCAGUCUUCACUGCCAGAGCUCCAGCUGCAGCCUCUUUAGUCUGGCAACGGCAGACUGAAAAUUAAUGACAUUAUAAUCACCGAACUAACCAAGAGCAGAAGGAUAUGGUUUGUUUUCCAGUAAUCCUGCCUACAGCAAGAUUUGCAUGUACACUGUUUACAGGACAAUGUUAAGACACUUGCGAACAUUUUUUUUCUGUCUCUGAAUCUUGGACCAAAGAGCUCGGUCCACGACUAAGCAGACUCCUCCCUGUUUCUUCUGGGCUUCUCUGGACUUCAGCUGCCACCAGCAUACCAGACAUUUCUCUAUCAGUCAUAGCCAUUGACAAAAGAGAAAGGCAAUGAAAAGACUGUUACAAAGAGCCUACAACAUGCUGCAACUAUGCCUACAAGCUAUGCUUUGUACAGUUUGUUUACAUGCACAUGACAUUAUGCAAAAGAUUCAUUCAUUCGUUUCCGCUUUUAUCUUUUUGGGAUUAUCAGUCAAAUGGUUUACCGGUUUUAUGGCUGUCUCUCUGGGCUAUGUGUUAUACAAAGACAGAUCUUUUUUUUUUUUCAUUGUGGUCUUGCAUAACUCAGUACACUAUGCAUCUGACACCACUUUAAACAAGAGGAAUGAAAUUCUGUCUCGCGCUCGCUGAGUCUCUUACAGAAUUGGACACAGCUCUGCAUGCCACUGGUAUCAAAGAGCAGCUUCCCCUUCCUGUGUAAUACAGAUUGAGCCUCUUUCACCAUUCAGCCUUCUGACAACUCAGCCAUGUUCAUUCAUGUAGAAACACGGUGCUUCCCGCUGAGGAGGAAUAUGCAAAAGCCUGCGCAGUCCAAUAAACCUGGUUGUUUCUGUGAGGCAGUGCGGCUGACAACCUCGGCUGUGUUGGCUGUAAAGUGAGUUGGAACGGCAAAAAAACAAAAUUACAGAAAAAAAGGUAAAUCAUAUUUUCUCAUUACAAGUGGAUGGAAGAUGUAUUAUUAAAUAAAGGCUAAAAUAAAUGAAAACACUGUCCAGAACUGUGAGAAAUCUGGUUCUACCUGUACGGUCCUCAUCUGGAACAAAGCCAAUAUUUAACCCUCAUCUGAGGAGAAAAACUAUGAGUCAGAAAAUCCCCCCAAAAAACUACACACCACACCCGUGUUUCAGUAAAAAAAAAACUCUAAAACACCCUCUCUUCCUCGCUCUCUCUCUGCUGGCUGAAGCUGAGGGGUGUGGGAUGCAUAUUUCUUUCUUGUCUCACUGAUGUCAGAGCUGAACCCCUCCUCUGGGUUUGGGGUGCUUAAACCACACCUCGUCUCUUCAGUUCUCCAGCAUGGCCAAAGUUCUACAAAAGUCAAAAUGUAUUCAUUAUAAAAUGAAUGAAAACCAGAUGUUUAACAUUCCAGACAGAUAAACAAUUGGCUUUUGGUUGCAGAAAGAGGGAAUAACAGCAACUAGUGGAUUUUAUUUAUUUUUUUUUUUUGGCUUGCAUUUUGGUAUAAGUACAAUUUGUGCAUAAACCAGCAUUAUAUAACCAUUGAAGGAAUAGUUCGACACAUUGGGAAAUACACUUGUUUGCUUCCCCCCAAUGCAACUUUCAUGUCUGUGUGUAUGAAGCUACUGACAGCAGCAGCUUGGCGUGAAGACAGUCCGUCUAACAAACACUGUUAAAGCUCACUCAUUAACACACUGUGUCUCAUUUGUUCUUUUACAUUUCACUUGUUGUGCAAAUGAAAUUCUUUAUUGUUAUAUGGGGGUUAUGGACUAGUUAUUGGUUGGGACCAGAUGGGACCAGUAACUUCCUGAAAUCUCUGCUGGUUGCCUAGCAACCGGUCAUGUCCAGGAAACAGACCGGCCCAUAAGUCCCUGUAAAACCGCAAAUUGCUUUGGAUAAAUGAAACACACGAGAUGUAUAACAUGUUGAUGAGUGAGCUUUAGAGGUGCUGGUAGGUAGUUUUGCUUCCUUUGGAUGGAACCAGACCAGCCAUUUCCCCUUAUUUUAAGUCUUAAUGUUAAGCUACCUAGUUAGCCGCAGCUGCAUUUUUACCCUACAGACAUGAGUUGUAUUAAAUUAGCUAACUUGCUAAGAAAGCAAAUAAGCCUAUUUCUCAAAAGGUCCAACAAUUCCCUUAAAGUUCUGAUUGAUUGUUAUUAUUUUAAGGCAUCAUCAUAUCGUCAAAGUGCAGGAAUGUGGGGAAAAAAAGAAUGAGGCCGUAAGUCAGAAAAUGUUUUAACAAUGUUGAGAGUUUUUAUUUCCAUUUAUCUGGCCUUCAAUGGUUUGUUUGAUGCUGUCAUCAGUCUGGUACAGCUCAAGCAGCGUUGCAAGUGGCUGGAGCCUCGCCCACAGUUGCGGCUCAGCCCCAGGAGCACAGAGUUUCACAACAACUUACACCUAGCAGAGCGACUGCGGCCUUCCAACAAAGUGUAUUCUGCUCUAGGCCAUGGAAAACCAGCUGUGCCACGGACCAUAGAGGGGGGGGAGCCAGGCACUGGAGGUAUGGGAGGUUCCAAAAUACCAGCCAACCCCAUCCAACACUAUGCCCCGAGGACAGGUUGAUAGUCAGUCAGGUAAUUACGAGGCCCUUGGAGCGCCAAUAGAAGUGUUCAGAUGUGACGAGGCGGGUUAGGAGCCAGGCCUGGGUUUUUCAAGUCUGCUGCAGCAGAAGAGUCAAUUUGAAUUUGUUUUAGCUAUGUUGCCAUUUUACACCAGAGUAAUUAGGAAUCUGGCUCUUCCUUUAUCCCUUUUAGCGAAACAUGCCCAAUCAAAUAUUUUUAUAUUGCACUGGAGGGGGCAGAGAGUAGUAGCAGCCACCUGGAGCAGGUCGGGAUUUGGCUUCAAAAGAUACUUUACUGCGCGUCCAGUGAUUGCUGCAGAGGCUCAGUUUAUGACAUUCUACUACAACUCAACCUUUCUGAGAACCAGGUCAUCUCGCCAUCUAUAAAACACAUUUGCCUGCCUGAGUGCUGCUCUCAGGUCAGUUAACUUCCCCCUCAAGCGUUCAGUGGCACAAGCUAGUUUUCCUUGGCAAUGAAAUAAGCAGAAGGCUCAAUCAAGUUGGGAUCUCUUUGUGAUUAGGAAUAAUAAAGUACAAUGUCUUGUCAUUUUAUUGAAUGUGUCAUUAUCAGUUUAAAAAAAAUCUUUUUUAAUAAUAUAUUCAAUAAAUAUACAGGAACCAUG
Molecule: messenger RNA, 5797 nt
Organism: Dicentrarchus labrax (European seabass)
Lineage: Eukaryota; Metazoa; Chordata; Actinopteri; Moronidae
Gene: syt14b
Product: synaptotagmin XIVb
Exons: 8
Coding region: 172-2481 (769 amino acids)
Source: RefSeq, a predicted model, not a curated record